Messenger RNA from Marchantia polymorpha subsp. ruderalis, 2661 nucleotides. The record is from the annotation of a GenBank genome assembly. Lineage: Eukaryota; Viridiplantae; Streptophyta; Marchantiopsida; Marchantiales; Marchantiaceae.
CCCCAUCUUCAGUGAGCCUCCAGUUCCAGUUGCAGCUGCAGACAGCAGCAGCCGACGGACGAUGCGAGCAUUCCCGUUCGGGUGGGCAGCUAGCGAGCGAGUCAAGGCCUGCGAUCCUUGCCACACGAGAGCUGCGGCUGGACUCAGUGCACCCCACUCUUCCCCGCGAAGCAGCUGGGCGAACACUCAUGCAAAUUGCCAAGAUUCCCAAAGUGUUUACAGCAGCUGCUCUAGCUCCCCAGCUGUAGGAGAGAGCUUAGGCACUUGCUGUAACUGCAUCCCACUUGUCUGCAGUAACUAAUGAGCCCGUGUCCGAGGGCCGGAUAGAAUUCCGAUUACAGCUCUCUCUUUUGGGAAAUAGGACUUGUCUACAGGGAUCUGCGGUUUGAAUUGAGGGAGAAUCGGAAGAUUCCGUUCGAAGGCGAGGGAGCUGGGAGGGAUAUGGAGGACAGUCUGCUGGAGGACGCCGAAUCCGCAGCACCCGAAGCGCAUUUGCAGCAGGCGCAGCAGCAGCAGAAAGGGAACCGACAGUGGGCGAGGCCAGCGCAGCAGGCGCCAAUGCAGACGCUGUACGAGGGAUGCGCCGCGAGCAUGGGCCAGUGGAACAGCCUCGGCGAUCCGGAGUUCCUGAAUUACGCCCCGACGCUGAAUGCGGUUUCGGGGCUGGAGACGAUCGAGGGCGUCUCGUCGACGAUGGUCAUUCGGGCGGCAGCUGCAGCUGCACCGCUUCCGAGGUUCGCCGGGGCGACUUCGAAUCUCGGUGCCGGGGACGACAACCUCUCGGACCUCCAGACGAUCCAAGGCUUUUCGAACUGGAGCGCGGCCAAUUCGGGCGACCAGAAUCGAAUUAGCGGCGGCGGAUGGACAUUCGGUGGUUUGCAUCAGGCCGGAGCUGCUCCUGAAGAGAGCACGGCCAGCGAUGCACGCAACUCGGCACGGAGAGUGGGAAGAGCCGAUUCCAUGAGUUCUUACAGUUCGGCAGAUUCCACCUCCGAGCUCCAAGCUCCCUCUGGGCCCGGCGAAGAGGAAAAAUCCUCCGCAGUCGAAGAAUCCGCCAGUGCCGCGAAAAGAAAGAAAUUCCGAGGGGUGCGCCAGAGGGCCUGGGGAAAAUGGGCUGCCGAAAUUCGCCACCCGAAGAAAGCAACGCGCGUGUGGCUCGGCACCUACGACACUCCCGAGGAGGCUGCUAGAGCUUACGACAAAGCUGCCAUCGACUUCCGAGGUCAGCGUGCGAAGCUCAAUUUCCCGGAUUCCGUCGGCCCGGUGCCCGGCUCUGCUGCAGCAGCUCAAGCUGCAAAUGUGCCCCGACGAGUCCCCUCGCUUCCCUCGGACGCUCGAAAAGACUCCAUCUCCUCGCCCGCUGCGCCCAAGUCUGCUGCUGCGGCCCCGCCACAUGCCGCAACAGCCACUGUCAUCGCAGCAGCUGCCGCUGUCUCGGUACCGAUGCCUCCACAACAGGUGCAGCAGCAUCAGCAGCAGCAGCAGAUUGUCUACUCUUCGCAAUUUUCGAUAAAUACCGACGUAUGGUCGCGGGACGAGAACGACAUGAUCUCAGGAGGAAGCCAGUGGCCAUCUCUGACCUUGGACGUGAAUUGCGAUUGGCGAGGCUCGGAAGUACCAUCCGUCGCCACCAGCAGCUGGAGGACCCUGGCAGAGGAAGGUACGCUGGAAAAGGCUUCGACAUCCAUGAUUCCCGUGGUAGCUUCAGCAGCCAUGCAACUUACGCGACCCGAAUGGCAGCAGGCGGCGGGGGCCGGAGGAGCAGGAUUAGCUCAGAAUGCGCUCGAUCUCAUCCUGGCGCAACAGCUGCAGCAGCAGCAGCGACGUUCGGUGCUGGACAAUCCGAGCAUCGACUCGAGAUUUCAAAAUCUCACUGUACACGUCCAAGCGUCGCCAUUGGCACCGAAUCAGGCGAGUGAUCUGCUGCCAGCUGCGGUAGCAGCCGCAGCGGCUGCCGACGCCUCGUUCGAUCUGGAGAAUUUCAUCGAGGAAGCUGUGCAACGCCCUCUGAGCGACCACAUACCCACUUCCCAAUACAUGACAGCCGAACGCAACUUCAGCUCGGGACUCUUCUGGAAUUAUGAUCAGGACGCGCAGCAUCACGAUCAUCCACCCGCCUGAAGGUAGUUAGUUGCUGGCGAAACAUCAGACAGACGCAUCACGGCACGCACUUGGGGGCCCUCUUCUUCUCGAGCUAGAUUUCAGUGCCUUAAGUUGCAUUGGUGACUCAUCUCGCAUGGCAGCUGCAUGCAUUUGUUAACUGACAAAAGGUGCCCUAGCAGAUGCAUGAGUUGCAGUUUUUCAGGUGAAUUUGGAUGGCGCCAUAUGUACAUAAGGCCCUACUGUACUGUAUCAUCCACCAGUUUUCUCGAUCAACAACUUUUAGCCUUUCGACAAACGGCUUUGUUCAGCGCAUCAUGUGUCCUGCAGAUGUUUUUAUGGCCCCUCGGAUGAAAGUCAUGCCAUAAUAUCUCUGGAUCCGUUCAUCUUUUUCGUCGAAUGACUGAAUAGUCAGACACUUAAGCAUUACCAAUUUUUGCAGUUUUAUAGAUUUCGAGACACGAUAUUCCAACUUUUUUCUCGAUUGGACUGGCUCGAGCUUCUUAUAUUUAUACCACUACUGCUACUACUUCUCCUCGUCAUUGUGUGACAAAUCCUGGA